AUGGACUUCAACACAGCAGGUAGUCUGAUCAGGAAAAGGAAUCUGAUGUCAAGGGAGAAGGAUGAGUUGAGGGAAGUGGAUCUCCUCAGUAGGCUCGGAAACCCAAGUGAUGGUGAUGACAGUGACGUAGAUUGUUCUCUUAGGCUUGGUCUUCCCAUCACCUCGCAAGGCCAUCCUUACCCUCCACAGGUGGUCGGUAACAACCAUGGCUCCGAUGGCCUUUUGUGCUCAGCAGAUAUCUCCGGCGACGGCAACGGCAACGGCAACAACAACACCAUUAAUGGAUUCAUCGAUUGCUUUGGUGGAUCACCGUUUUUGGCACCUCCUCAUCUUCAUCCUCCUACCAUUCCUAUCUUGUCAGCUCAGUACUAUAAUGGAAAUAAAUUAUGUCUUGCCCCCUCCAAACCAAUUGUCAAUGUGAGCCCAAUGAGAGCCUCCCAGCAACCCAACUUCACUGAACCGCAUUCCGGUGAUAGCUCUGAGAUUGUAAAGAGAUGUGCAUUCUGUGGGAAGACUGAAACACCGUUGUGGCGUAAUGGCCCAAAUGGUCGCAAGACCCUUUGUAAUGCCUGCGGUAUUCGUUUUAAGAAGCAAGAGAAGAAAGCUCUGAGGAUCUCAGAGCCCUACCUGAGUCCCAAACCGAAGUUCUAA
Telopea speciosissima is the source of this 651-nucleotide messenger RNA. Its product is annotated as GATA transcription factor 15-like. Gene Ontology annotation, molecular function: zinc ion binding; sequence-specific DNA binding; DNA-binding transcription factor activity. NCBI's taxonomy places the organism in Eukaryota, Viridiplantae, Streptophyta, Magnoliopsida, Proteales, Proteaceae. The record is from RefSeq and is a predicted model, not a curated record. The transcript is spliced from 3 exons. Gene Ontology annotation, biological process: regulation of DNA-templated transcription; flower development. The coding region runs from base 1 to 651 and encodes 216 amino acids.